Molecule: messenger RNA, 1099 nt
Organism: Rubroshorea leprosula
Lineage: Eukaryota; Viridiplantae; Streptophyta; Magnoliopsida; Malvales; Dipterocarpaceae
Source: the annotation of a GenBank genome assembly
UUUCUUUCAUCAUGGAUUCUCAUCAAGAGGUGUUGGUGAGUAAUGUUCUUGAACUCUAUGAGAAAAUUUCAAGUUUUGAAGACCUUAAUCCCUCCAAAGAUGUCAAUGCCUGUUUGUCCAAGCUUGUUCAUACAUGUCUGUCCUCAUGUCACAUUGAUGUAUCCAAGUUAAGUGAGAGAGUUCAAGAGAAGGUGUCAAGGCUUGUUAAGCUAUGUGGGAAAGCUGAGGGACUUUUAGAGAUGCAUUUCUCUACACUCAUAGGAUCCCAUGAAUAUCCUCUCAAAAAUCUCAGUUUAUUUCCUUACUAUUCCAAUUACCUCAAACUCAGUCAUCUAGAAUUCACCUUGCUAAGCAAAGCUUGCAAGACAGUUCCCACCAAUGUCGCUUUUGUAGGCUCCGGUCCCCUCCCUCUUUCUUCCAUCAUUUUAGCCACCAAUCAUCUCAAGACUACUUCAUUCCACAACUAUGAUAUAGAUCCUUCCGCAAAUGCCAAAGCCCUCCAGUUGGUUUCACCUGAUCCUGACUUGUCUAAAAGGAUGUUUUUCCACACUACGGAUGUCAUGAAUGUCUUGGGUGGCUUAAAGGAACAUGAAGUCAUUUUCCUGGCAGCUCUGGUGGGGAUGGACUGGGAGGAGAAAGUUCGGAUCAUUCAGCAUUUGGCUGCUCACAUGUCUCCUGGGUCUAUUCUCUUGCUAAGGAGUGCUCAUGGAGCUCGAGCAUUCCUUUACCCUGUAAUUGAUCCCAAUGAUCUUCAAGGGUUUGAGGUUCUAUCCAUCUUUCAUCCAACUGAUGACAUCGUUAAUUCAGUUAUCAUGGCACGUAAAGAUCAAAGGCCACUCUGUUCAUGUAAAGGAGGAGGGUUUAACUCCACCAACUUACCUAGCAAAUGUUCUGAAAUCCAAGGCUUCAUUCCUGUAAACCACGGGAAAAUAUUUGAAGAGUUAACCAUAGAUGAGCAGACAUCCUGAAUCCUCUUCCUGCUUGAGCUCAUUCUCGAUCACGAACAACAUGAAAAAUAAGAUUCACACUACAUGUCUGAUUCAAGUAAUUCUGUAUGGUUCAGUGUUGAAUGCUUGAAUAAUCAAAACAAAAGUUCUCA